CGGCCCAUAAAAUGAAAAAUAAGUCUAGAAAUUACUUUUCCAUUGAGGCCCAAAUAUUUUCCCUAAAAAAUCAAGGUAUUCCUAUUUUCCAUCGUUGCUCGCUGCUCUCUCUCUCAUCCUCAAGCUCGCUGCUCUCGCUCUCUUAUCUUCAAGAUCUGCUCUCACAAGAUUAGUAUUAGUUAUGGAACCGGAGCGUGGAUUGUCUACCCAAAAAUCAUCUAAGAUUCUAAUGCUACAGUGAAUGUUCGAGGUUAUAAAAGAAGAUAAAAAGGUCAACUUUCGUUGGUCAAAGGACACGUCAAAGGAAUUACUUUUCGAACAAGUUCUUUUGUGGCUGCUGCGAAGAUUAUCUCUGAGAAGUUUCAAACCAAUUGCACCUCAGAACAUGUGGAGAAUCAUAUGAAAACUGUGAGGAAUGCAUGGGUGGCUAUAUCAACAGUCCAAAACAACUCCGGGUUUGGAUGGAACGAUAACUUGAAGAUGGUGACAGCAUCUCCCACAGCAUAUGCUACUUAUGUUAAGGAAUAUCCAAAAUAUGAAAAGUUUUUGAAUCGAAAAAUUGAUGUGUAUGAGGAGAUGGCUAUAGUACUGGGUAAUGAUUUAGUACGGGGGAACUUCUCCAAGACAUUUGCCAACAUCGAUGUUGAUGCUUCAAUGGAAAGUGGACAACCAAGUAUGACUAUUGAUAGCGUGCCUUCCAAGGCUGAGAGUGGUACCUCGUUGGGCUCAAGGCCACAUCGAAAGAGGUCUCGAAUUGACGAAGGAUCGAAAAUGGAACACAUUUCAGCACAACUUCAAAAAGUGGUUAGUGCUAUUAAAAUUUUUUCAAACAAUCAACUUGAUGUGGAGAAGCUUUAUGACGAAAUUAUAAAGAUGGAGGACAUUGAAGAAGGGGUGCGUGUUGCGGCUUUUGAUCACUUGGUGGAGCGCGAAAUGCUUGCAAAAGCAUUUUUGACAAAAAGCUUGCCACUACGCAAACUUUGGAUGGAAAAGUUUGUCAAAGACCAUAAACAUUAAAGUCUGCUUGCUGGUAGUUUGCUCUUGCUGUCUUCUACUUUGCCUUUUGUUUCCUGCUUCAUGUUGCUGUUCUGCUAUAACUGCUAUGCUGCUGCCUGGUGUUUAUGCUGCUGCUUCAGGCUGCUGGAAGCUGCUUCUCCUGCUCCCUGGUUUGCUGUUGGCUGUUAUAUACAUCCGUUUUUCUUUUCUUAUUUUUUUGUUGUUUGUUUGGCUUGGGUAUAUGUAUUCUUGGGUAUUAGUAGAAGCUUUUUAUUAUUAGUUUGAAGUGGUUAACAUUUGUAGAUCAAAUAUGAAUAACUAUAGAAUUUUAGCUCUUAAAUCAUUUACAAGGGUGUUUUUCAUGUUUUCUUAUUAUUAGUUUGGGUAUUUGGAAAAUAAAUUUCCAAACAAACAAAGGAAAAUGGGAUUCUUGGAAAAUGAAUUUCCUUAAAAACAAACAAAGGAAAACUAAAUCAAAUUUGAGUUUUCCUCCAGAAAAUGGAUUUUCAUGGAAAUUCAUUUUCCAUUAGAUUUGUUUUCCGGCAAAACAAACGGAGUACUACUUUCUGUGCGUUUAAUAUUGUUCUUGCUGAUUUGUGGACUUCUCCUAUUCCUAGCAUUAAUGGGCAUACAUAUUAUCUUGUUCUUGUGGAUGAUAAUACUAAUUAUGUGUGGACUUUUCCUCUUAUAAAUCUUA
Messenger RNA from Chenopodium quinoa (quinoa), 1693 nucleotides. RefSeq lists its product as uncharacterized. The record is from RefSeq and is a predicted model, not a curated record. Bases 400 to 1017 code for a protein of 205 amino acids. Lineage: Eukaryota; Viridiplantae; Streptophyta; Magnoliopsida; Caryophyllales; Amaranthaceae. The transcript is spliced from 4 exons.